Messenger RNA from Dioszegia hungarica, 552 nucleotides. RefSeq lists its product as uncharacterized. The record is from RefSeq and is a predicted model, not a curated record. The transcript is spliced from 4 exons. Bases 1 to 552 code for a protein of 183 amino acids. NCBI's taxonomy places the organism in Eukaryota, Fungi, Basidiomycota, Tremellomycetes, Tremellales, Bulleribasidiaceae.
AUGAAGCUCUCGUUCAUCACCGUUGCCCUGGCGACCCUCAUCACCACAGUCUUCGGCCAGGUCGAGCUCAGUGGCACUCCCACCUCCGUCCUCACCGAGGGGACAACCGGCCUACCCGCAUGGCCGGCGAUGGUCCGCUUCGUUCCCGAGUUGACCAACGCGGAGCGCAUCCAGCGUGGUCUCAAACUUGCCAACCCGCGCAAGCUGUAUCAGAAGUCUCGAGGCGCUUCGGCCACGAUCGAAAAGCGGCUUGUCGGCCCAAGCGCUGGUCCGCCUCAGGCGAGGAUCCAGUCGACCAACAGGGCCUACCAGUUCUCCGACUGCGUGUACAGCUCCACCUCGGGACCCACCCCUAUCGGCUAUGCUAUCACCUACACGUCCAUCGAGGAUCUCCUCAACCAGUGCGCAGCCCGACAAGACGCCCGCAACAGCAUCUACGGCUUUAUCGUUCGGACGGGAACCGGUACCAACUGCUACACCAAUGUUAUCAAGGACACGACCGCCGUCGAGACUUGUGAUGAGCAGAACUUCGCCUUGUACCUCGCCGAGUGA